Symbiodinium sp. CCMP2592 is the source of this 1869-nucleotide messenger RNA. Lineage: Eukaryota; Dinophyceae; Suessiales; Symbiodiniaceae. The record is from the annotation of a GenBank genome assembly.
AUGGACUCCUCUCUCGCAUACAAGCGUGCCCUGCAGGAGAUGACAGUCUACGACUUUACCCAAGUCGAUGUUCCAUUGAUAUCGCGGCAAGAUGAUGCCAUGGGUUGCCUGCAGGAUUUGCCUUUGAAAGAUAUGGAAGGCCGUUACCUCGCCAAGAUGGUCAUUGACUUGGUUCCGGAUAUGGUAUGGGAGUCUGUGAAUUUCCAACAGUUGGAAGAAUGCAUGAUGCAAAAGCAGUACAAUGAGCUCCCUCCUCCAUUUGGCCCCAAGGUGCUUAUCUCAAUGCCCUACAAAUUGCAGAUUGCCAUCGUGAAGACGAGCCUCACACACUGCACCGUAAUCAAGUACUACUCCUUCGACCAGAAAGUCAAUAUACGACUGGUUGAAGUCAUGGCCUAUGGCACAUUGAAGUUGUUAGACUUCACUCCCAACUUCCGUGCCGGACCUUUGGCUAUACAGCUCAUGCUCAAGCAAAUGUCGCACUGGUUUGCCCACUACAUUCAAGUGGUACCAAAACCUGCCAAGGAGUCAAAGCCCAAGCAGAACACAGACGACCUGCAGAGUGGCUUUGCCUACAUCAAGGCCAACGGGCAUGCGAGUGGGAUCGUGUAUGCGAAGACCAUGAACGACUUCUAUCUGACUCUGCACGACCUGGCCGCCUGGUUCUUAGACGACGUUGUUGUUGAACUUCUUGGAGAUCUCAAGUCAAAGACCAUUGUUUUCCUCGGCUUGGCUGAGACAGGGAAGACACCAGCAGCGCAAGCUAUCGCCAUGGCAGUCAGUGAGUACUACAUUCUGCGAGACAACAAGGACGAUGGCAUUCAGCCGGGUUUCCGUAUAUGCUCUUCUCUUGAUCAAUUGCGAGGAGAGUCGGGCGAGAAGUAUCGUCCAGACAUCCUUGAUGACCCAGACAUCAACAUGGUCCCAAUCCCUAAAUUGAAGAGUUUCCUCGACAGCUCUCUCGCAGAAUGCCACACAGUUGAGAGAUGGACAGCUGCAAGGUUUGUACAGAAUCAGUUACGCAUACUUUGCGACAACAAGAUCAAUGAGAAUGCGGAGCCUCCAGAAAGCAGCGGCGUCACCACAGACUUCGACAUCUUCUACGACAUGAUCAAGCCAGCAUUUCACGACAAAGCGAACCUCCAGGACAUCAUGGCGUGCUUAAAGCGUGCUCACUUUGUUGUCAACAUGAACCAUGCCAUCUUCAUACGGAAGGCCGGAACGACCAAGGACCCGGUCAUGCGUGUGCCUUAUGUGGAUGGGAUGCGGGAUUUUCUUAGUGAAGAUGGAAAGUCUGUGAUUCGCUACAUGCAAGACGGCAACAAAUGCCCCCCGACAAACUGGGUGCAGAAGCGACAAUGGUCGCACGAUCUUAUGAGUUUGAUCAUAGAGACACAGAAGAAACCUCCCCGGACGAAAACAAUUAUCUCGUCAGCUACCUUCGCUGGUGGUUCUAGAACGCGCAAGGAGAUCAAGCCUUCACUUCCGUUCUCUGGCCGUGUUUGUCCCGCUUUCAUUGCUCAGGAUCAGGCACAUUCCUCAGAGAACAUGGUACAGCCCAUAUCAUCGGAGGCGCCGGGUACAUCUUCAGAUUCCAAGUCUUUGCAGUCAGAGGUCCCAUCUUCCAAGGCGUCGGUCGCCCCGACAGAAAUCAAGGAAGAGCUGGAUGACGACAAGAAUCGCUUUCACAUGAUGCUCUCCAACCCGGACUUUAACACUGUCAUCGACUUGGAUCCUACUCCAACAUCACCACCUCCAGCCAAGCGGCCACGCUCUACGACAACGGAUGAGGUUGCUCAUGAUGACAACGAAAUGGAUGUCGCAGACGACGAUAUUCUUCCUCGUGUCGGUGUGAAUCCGGAAGAUUGA